This is a messenger RNA of Eimeria acervulina, 1443 nucleotides long. RefSeq names its product 2OG-Fe(II) oxygenase family protein, putative. NCBI's taxonomy places the organism in Eukaryota, Apicomplexa, Conoidasida, Eucoccidiorida, Eimeriidae. The transcript has 5 exons. Gene Ontology annotation, cellular component: endoplasmic reticulum. The record is from RefSeq and is a predicted model, not a curated record. Gene Ontology annotation, biological process: peptidyl-proline hydroxylation to 4-hydroxy-L-proline. Gene Ontology annotation, molecular function: procollagen-proline 4-dioxygenase activity; iron ion binding; L-ascorbic acid binding. The coding region runs from base 1 to 1443 and encodes 480 amino acids.
AUGAAUUUUGCAACGACGCUCGCUGGGGGCCCCUUCCAUGGCACCAAUGCUGAAGGCCCGCUGAAUGGCGAGGCAGCAUGCCCCGCUCUUCUAGGGGAGGCUAACAGUGCCUCUCGGAGGAGCAACGAACUGCAGGGGCAGGAAGAACUGCCUGUCUCGGCAGAAGAGGAAACAGUGCCUAUAGGCGAGGCUGUUCCGGAGGGGGAGCAUCUGCGGACUCUUCGCGUGUACAGCAAAAGCUCAUCGCCUGCACCACAAGCAGCAGCAUCCACAUCAGCCCCUUCGGAAUCGGCUUCAACUGCUGCAGCAGUCUCUGCAAUAGAGGGAGGAGAGGAAUCAGCCGGGAGCUGUCGAAGCUGCCGCGACGUCCAGGUGCUAAGGGUAUUCCGCAACCCCGACGUUAUGAUAGCCCCGAAUCUUAUCACAGAAGAGCAGUGUCUUCACUUGCUGAAACUGGCUGAUGGGAAGUGGACUCGCAGCAAAACAAGCAUCGGGACGACAUCAGCACCCCAGACGGCAUACAAGACAACUGAAAGCCGGACACGGACGUCGUACUCAGUGAUGCUUGAGGAGGCGCAGACACCUGGUGUAAUGUCUGUGGAACUGUUGGCUUGUGCCUUAGCUCAGUUGCCUCUGCAGCACCUUGAAUCUCUGGUGCUUGUGAGAUAUGCUGAAGGGGAGUACUUCUCAGAGCACCACGACGGAGGCUUUAGGCCGAAAACAGUUCUCCUAUAUCUUAACGAUGUCGAAGAUGGAGGGUACACGCACUUUACGCGCCUGGGCCUGAAGAUUGGGCCGUCCCAGGGCAGCGGGGCAUUGUGGAGCAACGUGACGCCUGGGGGGAAGAUGGAUUUUCGCACUUUGCAUGCGGGAGUGGCUCCUACCAAAGGCACAAAGUAUGUUGUUAACUGUUUCUUCAAUGAGGCGGUUGUUCGACCCACAAGGCCUCCGGUUCCUCUGUCCCUUGAGCUUCCACAGGGCAUCCAGGUCCCCGAGCUGAAGCCGGCAGGCGAAGUGUCUCCCCCACCAGGCCAAGCUAAAAAGGAUACUGCAGAACUUGACUUAGUUAGCGCACACGGACAAUCACACCAACAAGUUGAACCUGCGCAGCUACACCAGCCGCAACAGCGGCUACAGCAGCAGAGGGAAGUUGGCAAAAUUGGGGAGUCGCAACGUCUGAUUUGGGGUUUUUCUGGCAUUGGCGCACUUAGAAAGAAGCAGAUGGGAUGCCCUGCCGUUUUUCCCUCUUUCCCUCAGCAGCUGUGGCGGCAGCACGAGAUGGCACAACUAACGAUGUUGGCUGACUUCCUCCAAAGCGCAGGGCGGAGGGCGCGUUGGAGCGCUGCGAAGAAGCGCGACUUAGUCUGCCGCAGCUGGCGCGGCCGCCGUUUGCAGUUGUUUAGUCUUGCGCAGUUUCUGCAGCGGACGCUGGAGGCAGCUUGA